AUGAACGUCUUCGACACGUGUUUGGCGAGGGUCAAGAAGUACAUCCGCGAUGUUCUGACGCAACGUGUGAUUUGUCCUGGCAAAUGGAACCCGGAGAACAAAAAGCUCCGACAACUUCUGCGCAUGCGCUACCACGUUUGGGAUGAUGAGCAACCCGGCGAGGGUUUUCAAACUAUGAACAGCCUGUAUCCAACUUUGUGGGCAGAAUUCGUUGGAGCAGGAAAAGCUCAAAAAAAGCUAGGUAAAUGAACAUUUAGAUACUAAAGUUCUCAAAAGAAAAUGCGUUUACAGAUGAAGCCUCUCAACAGCAGAUUGAGGAUGUGGGCUUGAAGCUAGAAGUAGCAAGUUUGGAAGACAUCGACAAAGCAGAGUUGCCAGCGGGAGAUGCCGGUCAAGACCGUGUUGUUGCGGAAGAUGACGUUGAUAACCUGGCUAACGGAAUCGUUGACGAAGACGACGACGAAACAAAGAUUGAGGAAAAUGAGGUAGGCAAAAGUAGAGAUUCAUUAUUAUAAUGAUUAUUAUAUUGCAGCUUAUCGAUGUGGCUGUAGCAGAACUGAACCCGGAAGUUCAACUCAACAUGGAAGCGUUAAGAGUUUUGAGAAGGAUGACGCACAUCAAGCGCUGUUCAAAGGACUGUCCAGAACCAUUGCUAACGUAAGUUUUAGUUAUUGCAAAAUUGAACUUUUCAUUAUUUAGGAAAAAUUCCAUGAUUCACGACCGCUUGCUUUCGUUCGCAAACUGUAAGGAGAACGACAAUGAAACAAGUGUUGAGCGGCUGCUGAAGGAUGGCGAAGUGGAGUCAUUCAUUUCGACACACAAAGCAUGCUUUGCUGGUGCACGAUCGAUGGAAAAACGCGUGAAAAUUGUUCGCAUUCUCAACGAUCUGCGAGUUAAGCUGAGAAAAAGCCUCGAGGAUGGGUCAAACAAGGUAUCUAUCUAAAAUUAUCUACGCGUGACAUAACAAACAAUAUUUAAGGAUCUGCAAGAAGUUUUAUCCAUGAGGGACACUCCUAUCUAUGUACGUUUGGAGUUCGCGAGGACCUUCCAAACGUACCAAGACGUUUCGCGGCACACAGAAUUUUUCGUUGCUCAAAGAUGUGAGUUCGUGCGAGAUAUGUUUCUCAAACGAAUGGAAAAUCUCGAAAUGGAGAGAUGCGAGCUCUGCAACAUGAUAACCACAGCAGCUGAUCUUUCGAAGGUUUGCACAAUAACUUUGGAUGGGAAAAAAAAUGGGAACCUUUGACGUAUUCAGCGCACUUUGACUGCGAUGAAUUUUGCCCUCAGCGAAAGGCAGCGAGGUCUCUACAAAGACCGUGAGACAAUCGACGUCUGCCGCACGUGUACCAGAGUGAUGCCGGGUGGAAAAAAAGUGUGAGUUUGUAUUUUGACAACAUGAAACCUAAUCAAAAGCUCUGUCUUUCAGAGUUCCACUUGCCGCCGAAGUAAAUGGAAUGAUGUGCGAAGACACCCCGGAGGAGCUGAAGAACCUCAACUGGAUUGAAAAAUGUUUGAUCCAGCUCGAACGCCCGAUCCAAAGCAUUGUCGAGUUGCGUGAUAUCGGAGGGCGCAAAACGGGAGUCAAAGCAACCACGGGAGCAAUGGUGGUAGUGCCGGUACCACUGCAACCAACGCACGACCAUGUCGCGAGCACUUUGCCAUCGGAUUCCAAGCUGCUACUGAAUGUCAACACAAACUUUGGUGCGACUCGUUGUGUAUCUCUGCCGAAAAGUGCUGAAUGCUUUGCAAUGGCUCAAGGAGCAUAACCCUUUCUACAGCCAGAUCGAAAUCAAUGACCAGUUUGAAUUCUUCGGAAGACAACGUCACUUUCGCCAAAAACAACAAGAAUCAAGACGCGAAAAACCUAAUUUCCAAAGACGACGACGGCCACUUGUUGACGCAGCAACACACCGAGGUUCAAGCUGUCCGCGAUGUGAAUCCACCUCCGAUCGAAGGCUUCGCAAUGGACAAUUACCGGUUGAAAAGUCAUCGGUACAACCCAGUGUCCAAUGAUAAUCCCGACCUCGAAGCCAAGGCUUUCCCACAUCUCUUCCCGACGGGAAGAUUUCAUUUGGGCUACGAGAGAGCUUCCCCGAUGAACCAGGCGAAAUAUCUGCACGCUCGCAUUGGAAACUGGAAGUCGGAUAUGCGCCGAGACUACCAGUAUUUGUGUUGUCAACUAGGAAAGCGAAUGCAAACAGUGAGUUUCGAAUUAUCAUACUAAACUAAAUUUCAUUUGCAGGACCUGCUGAACAGUCUCGGAACACAGGCCAGAAUUUCGCGGAAUAUGACAAAGGGCGACAUGCUUGGAGCUUUGACAGAAGAACGAAACUCCUAUUCGAUCAACAGCGUGUUUUCGGAGCUGCGGGGAUUCGGCCCUUAUUGGAAUAAGAGGUAACAUUAGAAUCUAAAAAAAAAGUUUAUAUUUAUAUGGUUCAGAAAGCUGGAAGUGAGGUCACAUAUUGAAAGCUUUGGAACUCCGACGUGGUUUGUCACGCUGAACCCUGCGGAACAGCAUUGGGAUGACGUAAGUUGUUAACGCGACUUGUUCUGACCUUAAUAAGUAAUUGUUUAGGUUUUGAAAAUCUACAAACGAUUCUAUCCUGACACGACGUCGGAGAAUAUUCGGCAGGCGAUUGCUGCCGACAGCUACCACUGGUGCCGGUACUUUAGGCGACGCAUGGAUGCGUUCUUCGGCGAGGUAAUCCAGAAAAUGCAUUAAUGAAACAGUUUUUUUAAUUUAUUUUUUUUCAGGUGCUGCUGAAAGAUAAUGGCCCGUUGGGUACGGUGCUCCAUUACUUCUGGCGCAUCGAGUACCAGCAUCGGGGUACGCAGCACAUCCAUUGCAUCCUGUGGACUGCCGAUCGGCCAGCGGCGACAGCAAGCCCGAAGGAAAUUGCCGAUUUCCUCGACAAAUAUGUCACGGCCCGCAUGCCGGACGAGAAGUCUGAGCCCGAACUUCAUAAGAUAAUAUCGGAGCAUCAGGCACGUCCCUUUUUCAACUAUAGUCAUUAUAUCCUUUAUUUUUAGAUGCAUUGGCCCCGGCACUCGAAAACCUGCUUGCGCACGAAGAAGCGUCGCGGCCGUUUCACGCAAACGUGCCGGUUAGAAUUUAUACGUUUCAAAUGCAGUCGGGUAAUCCAAUCAAUUUAAGUUUCGAGUUCCCGCGUCCGGUACUUGCUCAAACGGUGGUGGGAGGCGCACCGAAGCAUUUGUCCUGCUUGCCCGGCGUCAGCAAGAAACAAUACCAUUUGAUGAGACGAGAAUCGGACAGAGUAAGUAUUUUUUCUGCUAUUUUCAACAAAAAAAAGUGUUCAUUUGAGAUGGUCAACGACUACAACGCCGAGAUUUCCAUGAUUUGGCAAGCGAACACAGACGUGCAGUUCAUAAUGGGUGGUACCACGGAAGUCACCAACUACGUGACUGGUUAUGCGACAAAAGCUGAGAAAGCCAAAGGAACGAGUCUGUUUGAUAUGAAAGCGGAAGAUCUCAACGGCAAAGUCAUGUUCAAGACAAUGCUCGACCUUUUGCGCCAGAAAGUAAAUCAAACAAUUUGAAGCAUCUAUUAUUGAAACCGUUAUUUCUAGGAAAUCGGCACUCUGGAGAUGUUCGAUAUUUUCGCGGGUCAUACUCUGUUUGGGUUUGAUGCCGGUCACGAGUUCAUCAACAUCAACGAGGACAAAAAGCGCAACCGACAGCUCAGGCCCUACGAAGAUCUACAGAAAAACCAACAGAUGCCAGCUUACGUUGAUAACUUCACCGACACCUAUUAUCCGAAUCGGCCAGCUGCGUUGGAGGUUAAAAAUUGUAGAAUGAUUUCGAAAACAAGUGUUUUUGUGAACUUUAGAACUUCUCGCUCAUGUCGUUGGCUUUGAAUUUUGAAGUUGUUGGCAAAAAACAAGCAUUGGAUAAGGGCAAGAAAACCGAGUUUUUGACGAGCGAUGAACUGCGAGUGCGGCUCAACGAACAAGCUACUGCAGGUCGCAAAGGCUCAGUUUACUGCGGAGCCAAAGCCGUCAAGUAAGCACAUAUAUAUCCCCAAUGCGGAGAUGUAACAAAGGCGUUUUCAGUGAUCCGGUCUCCCCGUGGUAUUGUUUCCCGUCCAUCAGCACUGGUACCUGCGUCGAAUUCGAAUAUGCUCAUCCCGGGAGCGAUUUGACCUACAAAAAGUACUUCAGGAAACGCAAACAGCAGGUUUGGGUUUUUCCAAAUCAAAAUCAACUAACGUGUUCAGGUAAUGCGUACUUUCCUGCCCGACGUGGAAGGUGAUUCGAACUCCGUCUGCGAUUUCUACAGACGUGUCCUCAUGUUGUUUUGCUCGUGGAGAGAAGAACCAGAAGCGUUUCCCACCACAGAAGAAGCAUUCGCUGCGUACGAUAGGUAAAUAUCCCUAGUUUUUUAACCUCUUUUUUUAGGUUCAUCAAAGACGUCAAGCAAAAAAAGCGAAGCAGCCGCCGACGAUAUUUCGUCGUACGUUGAUGGCGUGAGAGAUGGAAAAACGUCAAACAAGAGAAAAGCGCGAACUAUGGGCUCGUGUUCGGGUGAGGAGCAAAUUUGAUUGAUUGAUUGACUAUUUGAUAUUUAUUCAGAAAGCCAUCAAUCAGCUGACGUUUGAAGACCGUGAUGAAAAUGAAGAAGACGACGGCGACGACGAACAUCGCAAAGGCGGGCCGGCAAAAGUAGCUGCAAGGACUGUGAACGACGACGCAUUCAAAACGAAUCUGGCCUCAAUGAAUCAGAAGCAGCAGGAGAUCUUCGACGACGUUAUCGAAGGGGUCAAACAGCAAGCCGUUGCAAACCAUGUAGGUGUUUUUCCUGUCUGUUUCAAAUCCAUCAAUCCCAUGAAUUCCAUAAAGAAAUUUUCAGGAUGGAAAAAAGGGAAAGCAGAUCUUGAAAUUCGUGUCAGGAACCGCUGGGACUGGCAAAUCGUUCUUGAUCAAUCUUCUCGCUGAUCAAUUGACAAGAACGUAUACAACUCGCGAAACGGCCGGCACUCUUCCAGCAGUUCUACUUGUUGCGCCCACAGGACUCGCUGCUUUGAACAUCAAAGGCAGCACAAUGCAUAGCCUGUUCAAAAUUGAAGUAAGUUCGUUUAGGAUUCCAGAGCGUUUAAAAAAUUCAGCGUGAAAUAUUAGCCACUGGAUGCGGAAAUCAGUGAAGAAUAUUUCCCAGUGGAAAAUAUUUUCCACUUGAGAAUAAUUUCCAUAGGAUCUUGGCUCCAAAAACUUAAUUUUCGGAAGUCUAGUGGAAAAUAUUUCUCAGUGGAUAAUGUUUCCUAAUACAGAAUAUUUUUUAUCUUCAAUGGCACAACGCUUCUGAAUGAAUAAUGGAAACCUUUUUUCAGGUGCAAAAAGGGAGAUCGCUUGACUUCAAGGCGUCGCAUUUUGAUGAUGCCGGUGAAACGCGCGAACUUUUUCGCAACGUCAAGCUCAUCAUAAUCGACGAAGUUUCGAUGUGCGCCAAUUGGAUGCUGGUGAAAAUUCACCUGCGUCUCCAGUCCAUCAAAGGAAAUCAUCACCUUUUUGGCGGCGUGAAUGUCAUAGCGUUGGGAGACUUGCUGCAGCUUCGACCCGUCAAUGCUGGCCGUGUGUUCGAGGUGCUCGAUGCGGUCAAAGUGGCUGAGAUCUUCGGCAGCAUAGCUCCACCCUUGACGCUGUGGUGGCAGUUUUCGUACAGCGAGCUGACGGCGAAUAUGCGCCAAAAGGAAGACCAAAUCUUCGGCGACAUCAUGGGGCGAAUGCGUGUUGAACAGCUGACGGACGAAGACAUCUCCAUUUUGAAGUCAAGACUCAUCAUGAAGAUCAAGGACGACGUUGAGCAGUCGUGCAGCAUCGAACACGCCGCCGUUUACUAUCUGAGUUUGUUAGAACGCGACCCAACGGCAAUGGCACUGAUGCCCACGAAUGGAGAAGUGAUGGAGUUCAACGAAGCGGUACUAAAGACGCUUGGAGCCGAAACGUUCGUCGUGCUUGCCGAAGAUGUUGAAGAGAAGUCGCCAAUCGAAAACGUGCUGGAUGGGCAGUCGGAAGCGGAUCGUCGGCGUCGAGAUCGAAUUUAUCAGCGUGUUGACUACAGCAUUGUCGAAAAGGUAUUUUUCAGUUUUUUUUUUACACAGAAGAAUUUGAUUACAGAAGAAAAAGAAGACUCCAAAGCUGAAAACGGAUGAAGUGGAUCCCAUGGGUAAAAAGAGUGGAGGACUUGCGGCUAAACUGACGUUGGCACUGAACGCUCGGGUCAUGCUUCGACGAAAUCUUGAUGUUUCGAAAGGUUGAUUUUUUAAUUUUUUUGAAAAUAAAAUUGAGUUGAUAUAAAAAAAGAAAGUUUUUUAGGACUAGUGAAUGGCAGCCAAGGAUAUUUGAAAAACGUGUACAAGAGCCAAGGGGAAAUCAUCGCACUCGGCGUAGUCUUCGACGGGUUCGACGUCGAGACAAAAAUCGUGAAGGAAACGGCCGUCUUCAACGUGAGCAAAGAUGAAAGGCGGCGAAGAACGCAGUUCCCUCUGAUGGUGGCCUAUGCAGCAACGGUCCACAAGUCGCAAGGUUAUUAUCAUACAGUUUUUAGUGAAAACAAAUAAAAGUUUUUGCAGGCAUGACGAUUCGAAAUGCCGUGAUAUCGACUCGGUCAAUGUUCUGCGAUGGCCAGGCUUUUGUAGCCUGUAGCCGUGUGCGUUCUCUCAAUGGAUUGCACUUAAUUGACUUUCACCCGGAAAAAGUGCGCUGCGACAUAGUUGCCCUCGAGGAAACGAACCGUCUCCGAAGUUUGGUCGAUCUACCGCCGUAUCCGAUUCCAGUCAGGACUACAAAGCCACCAACGACAACAAAAACAACAACAACAACAACAACAGCGGACCCGAAGAAGCCCAAGCGCAUAAGCGAUGGUCAGUUGUGACAUAUACGUAUUUUAUUAUCUUAAAGCUGAUCUCGUUGUCACGAUCGGCAGUCCAAGCAAAUCGCCACGGAAAAAGAAGCCCGCAACGGGUGUUCAACAAAAGUUCAAAAAUGGUAUUGAGUUCGGUUUUAGAAUUAGAGUUGAAAAUAACAUUUUACAGCGCUGUACUUGCGAAAUGUUUCACACACAGAUUGCUUCGUGAACUCUGUGAUCAAUUUGCUUGACUGUGUACCGGAGUUGAAGAAUGACAUUGUGGCGGCCGCGUCAGAAGUUCGAGCAAUCGGAGACAGAAAUGAGGCUUUGUUGGUGGAGUUGUCGAAUGUUUUGACUGGGGGCAUCGAUAACGUCACAAAACUCCGCGAGAAAAUGCGCCCAGAACGCCAGACGGGUACCGGCGAUGUGAAAGAAGCUUUUCAGGACAUCUUUGAGGUACAUACUUAAUCAAAAAACAGGUUACAAGUCUAUUUAGUGUCUACCCGCACACAUAAGGGCGCAGUUCGGUUUCGUUCUGAACUCUACUCUUGUUUGCCCUGGCUGUCCUCAAAAUGAACUUGUUAUGGGUCGACGCAGAGAUUUGGACCGAUUCGAGCUCUUCUUCCAUGGAAAUGCUCUCGAAGUCGAACUCGAGAAUCAUAUAGCGGUUUGUGAACUUAAAAUACAAACGAAGCAGAUGAUGUGUUUCUUUUCCUAGGAGCUUACGCCCCUGUGCCCUUGUGGAAGCCGUCGUACAGUGCGGAACGAAGUGCGAUUCGGAACAAGUACAAUUCAGAAAAACAAGUAAAUUGUACAUUUAAAUAAUUCCAGAUUCGUCAUUUGUGCUCUUCAAUCUGAACAUGGACGUACAAGAUCCUCCUUGCUGGCGAGAGGCUAACGAGCCUGUGACGAGUGAGCUCAAAUAAAAAGCAAAGGACCAACUAUUGUCAAAUUUCCAGACUUUCUGGGCAAUGAGCUUGUUCUUCAUGGCGCCAUCCAGUUCGUACCCGGCGGAAUGAACCAUUACAUCUGUUGGAAGCGGGAAAAGUGGCGGUUUCGUGAAGUUGGACGACAGCUACGUCACCAAGGAAAAAGCAAUUCCCAACGAAGGCAAAAAUUUUGUUAUGGCUCUGUACAAACGCAUCAACAUUCCUUCGAUGCGAGCAACGGUUCCCGAGGAGAUGGAAGUAGUCGAGCUUGACUGA
Caenorhabditis auriculariae is the source of this 8066-nucleotide messenger RNA. The record is from the annotation of a GenBank genome assembly. Lineage: Eukaryota; Metazoa; Nematoda; Chromadorea; Rhabditida; Rhabditidae.